AUGGACUUUCCGACCGACGUGGCGGAGUUUGAUAGCGACCCGCGCAUCUCGUUCUCGCGCCUGGAUAACAGCUUCCUACUCGAGACAAGCGACGGUCGCGAGUUCUUGUUCAACAGUAUCCUGAAGAGAUGGGUUGAAACGAUUGACGAGGCGCUUAUCCGCAAGCAGCAAGGGUACGGCUCCGACGACGGUGAGACUGAGAUCGUUCACCCACGCGAUCGUAAGAAGCGCAAGAGCUCUCAUGACGAGACCGCCGAGCCUAAGGUUAAGAAGCCACGUGUUAACACUGCUGUUUGGGUUACCAAGAUCCCCGGUGACGCUGAGCUGUCGGAGAUUCAAGACGUGUUUUCGAAAUAUGGAAUCCUCGCAGAAGAACUGGACACCGGAAAGCCCCGAAUUAAAAUGUACACCGACGAAAAUGGCAAUUUCAACGGCGAGGCUUUAAUCGUGUACUUCCGGCCUGAAUCAGUCAACCUCGCGAUUGAUGUCCUCGACGAGACGGACUUCCGAAUGGGUUCCCGCAAUCCAGCUGGACCGAUGCGUGUUCAGGCGGCCGACUUUUCGUACAAGCGUGAACAGGAUGUGCAGCCGAAGGUUACCAUGACUAUGAAGGAAAAGAAGAAGCUAAAGGAGCGGGCAGAGCGGUUGAAUAAGAAACUUUCCGACUGGGGUGACGAUGAAGCCGAACAGGCCUUGGAGGUGAUGAAGGCUGCUGAGGAGGCUAAGCGACAUGUGAUUUUGAAACAUAUGUUUACACUGAAGGAGCUGGAGGAGGAUCCGCUCGCCAGUAUUGAGAUUCAAGAUGACAUCCGCAGCGAGUGCUCUAAGAUUGGCGAGGUGACUAAAGUGGUGGUUUGGGACGGUGAGGCUGAAGGUGUCGUGACUGUCCGAUUUGUCGCAUCAGCCGAUGCACGUCGCUGUGUUCAGAUCAUGAGUGGGCGCUUCUUUGCAGGCAAUACUGUUCUUGCUUACAUCUGGGAUGGGGAGGAGAAAUUCAACAAAUACCACCCCCGACGAGACGCAGGAGGCAAAAUUUCAAACCCUCUGGAUGCAGAUGAUGAGGAGAACGAGCGCCUUGAGCGGUACGGAGAUUGGCUGGAAAGCGGCGGAAAUCAGAAGACCGACAAGAAUCAGGAAACCGCCAAUGACAAGACCAACGAGAGCCAGGAAACUGACAAGAACUAG
Molecule: messenger RNA, 1185 nt
Organism: Penicillium digitatum Pd1
Lineage: Eukaryota; Fungi; Ascomycota; Eurotiomycetes; Eurotiales; Aspergillaceae
Product: U2 snRNP complex subunit CUS2
Biological process (GO): mRNA splicing, via spliceosome
Cellular component (GO): U2 snRNP; U2-type spliceosomal complex
Molecular function (GO): RNA binding
Source: RefSeq, a predicted model, not a curated record